GACUGCUGCGACUUGACGGGCAGGCACAUGGACGCAGUCGUGUCUAGCUGUUUUUCGCGUACGCACACGCCGAGAAGUUAAUGUAUUAUUAUAAUACGUAUAAUAUUUUAAUCGAACGCCACGACCAACAAUCUACCGCGGAAUACUUGCGAUUUUAUUCGAAUACCAAUUAAUCUAUACGUCUUCUGACCGUGCCCGUUAUCAAAUAGUGAUAAAUCAUAAUAAUAUUUUAUUAUAAGUAGGUACACGAAUAUUUUGAAAAUGUCUUUCAAAACGAUAAUCGCCAUUGUAGCGGUAGUGGUGAUGUGCUACGACACUACUAACGGAGCUCUAAAACAGAGACAAGCAUAUAACGGAUAUUCCGGUGGAUACAUUCAGAACCACAAAGAUGAGAGUCAUCAAGAUCUGAGCAAAGUACCCGGAACACCGGGAGUAGACUACCCAAUUUACCACGCGGUACCGGAGACGAGUUUCAAUUGCAAAGACGUACCGUAUGCGCCCGGAAUGUACGCCAACGUGGAGACCGGAUGCCAGGCUUACCAUAUCUGUCACGACGGUCGUGAAGGUCAUCAAGGAGCAUCUUUCUUGUGUUCCAACGGCACUUUGUUCAAUCAAAAGGAAUUUACUUGCGAUUGGUGGUACAACGUAGACUGUAGCAAAGCAACAUAUUAUUAUGAACUUAACACGGACGCAACAAAAAAUCCGUUUGUCCCAAAACCAAAGGCUCCCGAGGAACCGUACAAGCAACCAUACAAUAAUUAUUACCAGAGUCCUAAGUAUUAUAUUUAAAUGAAUUUAUUAUAUUAUUUAAACACUUGUUUUGAUAUGUAAAUAAGAUGUAAAUUGUUUAUACAUACUUAUAAAUUUUAAAAUAUAAAUAUGUUUUAUAAUUAAUAAAUUAAUGAUAUUGAUACUUGUA
This is a messenger RNA of Aphis gossypii (cotton aphid), 919 nucleotides long. RefSeq lists its product as uncharacterized. Bases 262 to 789 code for a protein of 175 amino acids. Gene Ontology annotation, molecular function: chitin binding. Gene Ontology annotation, cellular component: extracellular region. NCBI's taxonomy places the organism in Eukaryota, Metazoa, Arthropoda, Insecta, Hemiptera, Aphididae. The record is from RefSeq and is a predicted model, not a curated record. The transcript has 4 exons.